AUGCGGCGAGCCGUCGCCGAGCAGCAGGAGGCCUUCGUUCGCGACGAAUUCCUCGCGCGACUCGCCAAAGACAGUCGCGUGCGAUUUUCGCUGGUCGAACACGCGAAGCCUGACGAACGAGUACAAAGAUUCGUCUACGCUGUCGAGCACGAAAGGUGCUUGCCUUUGGUGGGUUUUUUGGAGAAAAUGGUCUUUUUUUAUUCUUGUGCGUUUUUUUUCUUCUUUGUGAUAUAGACCGUGUGCCACGACUUGGAAUUUCACGAAACGACAUUCCGCUGUGCGCCUUUGCGGACCUUGGUCGCGCUUUUAUUAUUUUUUACUUUUAUUAAGGUUCUCUACUUUCAUGUGCUCCCACAGCAAUAACAAUCAACUGAAAGCGUGAAAGACGCUUCGCGAACGCAUGCAGCGGAACAGCGGAAUUUCGUUCCGUGAAAUUUCAAGUCCUGGCACACAGACUAUACUGUGCUUUAAAUGGAUUUUUUGAUUGGAAAAUUUGAAACUUUAUCGAUAUUUUCAAAGGAAAGGAUAUUUUUAAAAGUCUUGUCGUUGUUAAAGGCAUAGGGGCAGUAAAAAAUGGGGUUUCAGGUGAAAGCAGUAUCUUGUAUAGUUUUUCUUUGCGAAUCCAACAGUGUACUCAAAAAAAUUACAGAUGUGACAACUCUAGAAGAAAAAAACGCGAUUUCACUUUCCCGCCUUUUUAUUUUGAAAAAGCUUUUGGAUCGGUGCUCAGACAACUGAUUACAGUAGCUGUGCACGCGAUGUUGCGGACGUCUCAUUAG
This is a messenger RNA of Caenorhabditis auriculariae, 779 nucleotides long. Lineage: Eukaryota; Metazoa; Nematoda; Chromadorea; Rhabditida; Rhabditidae. The record is from the annotation of a GenBank genome assembly.